Messenger RNA from Myotis myotis, 1776 nucleotides. It is a transcript of the gene UBE3D, whose product is annotated as ubiquitin protein ligase E3D. The transcript is spliced from 10 exons. Gene Ontology annotation, cellular component: ubiquitin ligase complex; cytosol; nucleus. Gene Ontology annotation, biological process: protein autoubiquitination; protein monoubiquitination; proteasome-mediated ubiquitin-dependent protein catabolic process. Gene Ontology annotation, molecular function: cyclin binding; ubiquitin protein ligase activity; ubiquitin conjugating enzyme binding. NCBI's taxonomy places the organism in Eukaryota, Metazoa, Chordata, Mammalia, Chiroptera, Vespertilionidae. The record is from RefSeq and is a predicted model, not a curated record. The coding region runs from base 105 to 1271 and encodes 388 amino acids.
UCCCGUGCCGCCGCCGCCGGGGCUGCUUGGGUUUGAGCCGCACGUGCAGAGGCGCUUCUGGCCCCGGUGGCGGCUUGGCUGGGACCUCCGUCUGGGCGCCCGCCAUGGCCCCGCCGGCAGAGACGCGCGUGUUCCUGGAGGUGCGGAGACGGCUGCAGAGCGCGCUGCUGAUCCUGGGAGAGCCCAAAGAAGGAGGGAUGCCCAUGGAUAUUUCCAUAACUCCCUCCUCGCUCCAGGUGAGGACCCCUGGAGGCUGCACAGAGAUCUGCCUUCCAGCAGAGGUCAGGCUUGUGCCUUCCUCUGGCCAUGGGCUGCAGUAUGUGGCUGGAGAUGGACUACACCUGCGGCUGCAGGCGCGGAUGGAAUUCAGCACAAAGCUGACUUCAAUGUUUAAUCAAAGCUCAGAAGCCCAAGACUGCUGCACAUUUUAUUGCCAGUCCUGCGGUGAAGUCAUAAUAAGGGACAGGAAGCUCCUCAGGGUGCUCCCGUUGCCGAUGGAGAACUGGGGAGCUCUGGUUGGAGAAUGGUGUUGCCAUGCGGACCCCUUUGCUAAUAAGCCCCUUCAUCCGCGAGAGAACGACUGUCUUAUUGGAGACGCUUUCUACUUGGUGAAUUUAAGAAGUGACACGUGGCAGCCAAGUCCUCAAGUAGCUCCAGGGGAGAUGCACUGUCCGUCUUCCGAGAACCAUUUUAAAUCGAAACCAAAGGCAAAUACCAAAGUAAUUUGUAAGCGUUGCAAGGUAAUGUUGGGAGAGACCAUGUCAUCAGAAACCAUUAAGUUUUAUAUGACAGAGGUGAUUAUGCAGCCAUCUGAGAGAAAUUUUCCCAUCAUACCAAGGUCUCAGUUUGUACAGAGCACUGUCGCUCAGUGCCUAGUGGAACUCUCCUCUGCUAGAAGCACUUUUAGAUUCAGUGUUCAAGGUCAUGACAGCAAACCGUACAUCUUGCUAUGGCUUUUAAACUCAGACAGUUUGGUGAUUGAAUCUUUGGCGAGUUCCAGAAGUGUCAAAAAGUUUCCCUUGUUGGAAGACAUAUUGAAGGCAGAUUCCAGCUCUGCUCAGAACGCUGUCAAAGUCCUCUACCAGCCAUGCAUCAAAAGUAGGAAUGAAAAGCUUGUCAGCUCCUGGGAAAGUGACGUCAGCGUCCACCCUCUGACCCUGCCCUCUGCAACCUGCUUGGAGCUGCUGCUGCUAUUAUCAAGGAAUAACGCCACGCUGCCUCCGUCCCUUCGCUGUAUGAAUUCCUUUCAGGUGGCCUUUUUGAAGAUGUAACCGUGGGAGCCGAAGCCUUCCUCUGCACAGCACGGAGCACAUGGGAGGCCGGCAGUCAGCCCAGGGAGCAGUGAUUACAGACAAGAGCCCGAGCCCUGCAGUGGAGUUUGAGUGUUACCUGCAUAUAUUCUCUAAACUUCAACUCUGUGAAAGACCAAGGUGGUGAAGGAAGUCACCGUCGCAGGUUGAGUUAAGUGUAGAAGUUCAGUCCCUAUUUCCACAGAGAAGAACAUCCAAAUGUGUGCUGUGUCAGACCACCGGGAAGGCUGCGAGCUAGCGGAGACCCGUCUGUCCAGAGCGGAAUGCAGAGGGACUUCGCUGCUGGAAUUGUGUUAACUGCCAUAAAUCUUUGGAAAUAAACUUUCAAAGAACUUCUCAGGUUCCUUUAAAACAAUUUUUUUAAAACGAAAAUAUCUAAUUUUGCAUACCUUAUUUAGAGGAGAUGCUCAAUAAAUAAAUGUUUGUUGAAUAAAUGAUGAUCAAAUUAAAGGUUUUCCCACUUAUG